GUCUGUUGCUCUCCUCGUCUGGCCUCUUGUCAUCUUCGUCAUCUUGGCCAUCACCCGUUCACAGUUCCCUCCAAAACUCAAAUACACAUGUUAUGUGGCCCCACGAAACCUUCCAAGCACCGGGUUUUUCCCUUUCCUGCAGACGCUUAUGUGUAACACAGACAGUUCCUGCACCAACAAAUCCUACCUGACAGAAGGACAGUCUAGAACUUACUGGCACAGAGGCAAUCGCCGGCGCAGGGAUACCGAAUCUUACAGUUUACCAUCACUACUUGAAGGUCUACCUUCACUGGCCCAUCUCCAGAAGGGUGGCCUGGUUCAUUCAAUACUUAAAAGGGAUACAUCAGAUCAUCCAGAACUCCUAGAGAUAUGGGACCGAGUACUCAAUUCCAGCCUUGAAACAAAUCCCAAUGUAACCUCAAUCAUGGAAGCUUUAAACAACACUGCACAGCUUAAUCAGGAGGAAAUGGAAGCUAUUUGGGAGUCAGUGAGCGUUUUGAAAAAAUCCAUCUGCAGCUUCUCCUUGACUUCCGUUAACCUAUUAAACAGUUCCCAGGCAGAUUUAUUCACAAACAGUCUUAUGAACUUCUGCCAGUCCAACGACACUGUUCUUGAAGCGACUUUGCUUACCAUGAACCAGGUGCUGAUAGACAUGUUGCUAAAUAACCCGGCAGAAGUGUUGCAUACGGUUGGGGAGACGGUGGUGGUGGUAGAUACGCUUCAGACGGAAAACUCAGUGUGGGACUUCUUGCUGGGCUUGCCUGAUGUCUUCCUAAAGCCCACGGAUCAAGAGAAGCUAACAACUGCAGGAGAGGAAUUGGAAAAUCUGAAAAAAGUCUUGAGUUUUGUUGAGAUGAUUUUGCCCCAGGCAAAUGUUUCUACCUCCUUCAUGAACCCAUUCCUUGAGAAAGGCAUUGGUAUUUUCAACUACACCAGUUCUUGGCAAGGAAGAGAUGAAUACAUCAAAAUGAGUGAUAUUGUGACACUGGACAGCAUUGUUUCAAACAACACAGUGAUAACAGACCUUAUCAGUAAAAUCCAGAUUCCUCUGGAUAAGGUUACUGUGCUGUUCAACGAAAAUGACUUUCGUACGUUUUUGAGCGACAAUGACGUCACUUCCUCUUACAGUUGGAGUUGGGAAGCGGGCCAGAUAUUUCAGAGGAUAAAUAAGGGGAUGGUUGCUCAGCAGAUGCUGUCGGCCUGGAGUCAGGGCUCUUCUUCAGCAGACGUGGCUUUUGUUAAAGAGUUAGUAAGCAGCUUCCUGGGCCUUGUUUCUCCAGCAAGCUCUGGUGGUGUUUCCGAAAGCAGCAGGCCCUCACGCAGCACCAGUGACGCAGAACCAAGGACCCUGGUGGAACAAAUAUUUCUAGGGAUCGGCAAUACAGCAUUCGAUCUAUUAAGUGGAAUACCUGGAUGGGAGUACAUUCAGACUUUCCUGAUGAGUGGCCAUUCAUCCAUGCAGAUUGCAAGUGUUGCAAUGGAAAUGCAGCUACCAUUCAUUAAACUGGUCCUGAGCGACGCCAACCGUGUCCAGGAGCUUUUCCGUUCCCUUGCUCAGAAUGAGACAUUUGCUAAUGCCUGGGCUGGUCAUGUCAUGGACUCCAUUGAGCAAACUCUGGUCAAGGUUUUCGAAGGCAAUACUAACUGCAGCGAUCUUUAUGCUCCCUGGGCAUGGAUGUCAGCAUACAUCUCUAUAGACCACGACCUUUGGGACACUUUGGUUUGCUCUGGAAAUGACACACGUCUUGGGCAAAUGUUGAUGACAUCCUUUUCUCCUCUAGCUGAGAAGGUCCAACAGUUGGUCGGUAUAGUAGGUGGGAAUGUAACAUACAAUGUCACACCCUCCGUGAUGUUGGCAGAGUGGCACCAAAUAUUCACAACAUCCUCAAAUUAUGGCACUGCCCUACAAUAUCUGGUAACUGAGUUCGGUCAGACAAACAUUACAGCAUGGAUUCCUGAGCAAAUGCCAGUUCAUUUGUCCCAGAUUCUUCUCACCAGGAGUUUGGACACAAUUAAAACCGUGGGCUCUAUGCUGGAGAAUAGCCAUCAGUGGCCAUCUAUUGAACCAUACUUUAACAUGGCUUAUUGGAUUAUGAACUACCAACCAAAUGUCACAGCAUCACCAAACUGCAUUCUUGGUUCAUCUGGCCUUACAUGUCAGACAGGGUUUACUUGGGAAACAUUUGUGCCAUUAAUUCAGACAAUGAUCUCUGAAGUAUCAAGCAAUCCUGCUGGCCUGCUGAGACCUAUCCAGGGAACAGUGACUCUCUUGGAAAGUGUCUACCAAGACACAUACAUGUCACUGUUGCAACGUGUUCUUGCCAGCAAUUCCAGCAGUUACACUUUACCACAAGACCUGAUGAUGAGUCUCAUCAAUACAGUACAUAAGGAAAUUCAACUUCUCUCCAAUAUCGAAUCCACCGAGCAGUUUGACACUCAGCUCUCACAAUCUGUGUUAAAUGACAUCUUGGCAGCUCUUGGACUGGGACAGCUAGAAGACCUCUUGUCAGGUGGUUUCCCCAUAUCCACCUUCAAUCCAGUUCUUCAGAACAUUCUUCAGUUCCUGAGAAACGACUCCGUCCAGAUGCUACAAAACGAGGGAGGGUUUGCAGUGCUUAAUGAAGUUUUGAGCCAACUCGGAGCUGUCCUGCCGCCACAGCAACAGGAUCAGUUAGAAGCUGUGCUCAAUUACACUCAUGCCCUGAUUGGAGAUCUGGAGAUCUGCUCAGCCGUUGGUCAUAACUGUUCUAAUGAUGUCCUGAACGUGUUUGGGCUUCUUAACAUUGUUUCUCAACUUUCAAACGACACAAAUAUUGAAAACUUAACCGUUAAUAGUAACAUGACUCUCUCUGUUGUUGGCGAUGUGCUAUCUCUUAUCCUGCCGUGGAGCAUGUCACUACCACCAAAUUCCUCCAUGGAAAUCGUCAGUAAGGUCCAACAUCUUCUCAAGCUGAUUUAUGGAUCUACUAAUGCCAAUUCAACAAGCAUCACUGAGGCGCUACAACUCUCCAAUCUCACUAUUUCUGAAUUACAACAAAUCUCUGAUGUCAUCAACAUCUAUAACUGGUCAGCAGUUAACAGCGUACUAGAUCCUCUGGCCAUCAUUAAUAUGAUCGGUCAAACCCCACAGUGCCUAAAUGAUCCAACCAUUCUCCAAUCUUCUCAAGGACCACCUUUCUACGGAGAGGCUGACUGUGUACUUCAGUUCAUUCAGACCGCUGUUGGUUCACUACCUGUGGCAAAGGAAAUCCAAACAACUCUUGGAGACUGGCUCAACAUCACUGCUGGUGAAUUAAGGAAUCUGUCAAAUCCUGAAACUGACCCACUUGCAAUGACAGAGGAGAUUUUGACAACAACCCUAUCAACCAUCAGACAAAAUCUUCAGAGUCUACAUGUGGACAACAUGACUAUGAUUACUGGUGAGCUUGACAUUUUGGAGAACCUCUUGAAAGUCGCUUUCAACGAACACUAUCCGUAUCAAACCAUUAACUCUCAGUUGAUGGCUCAGGGACAGUAUGCACAGAAAGUGUAUGAAGACAUCACAUUGUGGUACCUAAACAAACUCGGAAACGCCACCAGCGGCAGCACGUUUGCAGAGAUUCUACAACCCCUGAUUCAAAUGACGAAAAUGCAUGUGGAACUCAUCAGUUCAGAAAUGGAGAAGCAAACAAUGAUAAUGAAUCAGAUCCAAAACUUGACAGUCCAUGUGAAGGUUCCUCUAGAUAGUGAAGAUCUUAUGCAAGUUGGCAAUACAGUCAUGACCAUAUUGCAGGGUGAGCUGGAACGGAUUAAAACAAACCUUCAAAUCCAUCAGGCACUCUUCGGUUCCACUGGCUCGCAAGUGAAUGCUAGUUUCCCAACUGAAAUCGAAGCUCAGAUCAUGACUUACCUCAACUUGACAAAGGAUUGGAUCACUAAUCAGCAACUAACAACAGCUCUUGCCAAAAUCUUGCAAUGGAACACAAGCUCUCUUGAUAUCACAACACCUGGGAUUGAUCUGGAGCAUCUCAUCCAAGCCAUGGCCCCCCUGUUCCCUACUGAAGAACAGUCUUUCCUUGCUGUUGCUGACAAGGUUUCUCAGGCAAUAAACCAUGCUAUCCUUGUAGCUAACACGGAGGGUGGUCUCCAAAGUGAAAACUUCAUCAAAGCAAUUGCCAGUACUGUGAAUGUGGUUUUGGAGAGCAUGUCUAAUGAGACAGCACCUCUACCUCAGGAUGUAAUUCCUGGUAUACUUAGUGCUUUUCAAGGUUCACUCCAACUGAUCCUGAACCCAAAUGCACAAACUGGAAACCUCACAAGGGAGACUAUUAAUCAAGUGAAUGGAGUAAUGCAAGCUCUCUUGCCAGUGGAGGCAAAUCAGGUGCUGGUUCCCAUCUCAAACAUCCUUUUCGCCUAUUUGCCGACCUUCUUGCAACGUGGUGGACCUGGGAAUUGGACUGAAUUAAUUCCAAAUGUGAUGACUGAUCUUCAGGAUUCACUGCCGUCAAACAGCACGGCGCAGUCCAUCGUUUCCAUGUUGCUAAACGUCACAGAUUUCAUUCUGAACCCAAAUGGGGACAACAUGACAGAGGACUGGAUUGUUAACCAACUGACAAGCAUAUCUAAUGAGACUGUAGCUCUACCUCUGGAUGUGGUUCACAACAUUCUUGGUUGUUAUUAUGGUUUCCUUCAGAUGAUUGUAAACCCCAAUAUAAGUUUUGCUGAAGCUACCAACCUCACGCUGGACCAUGCCCAGAAGUUGGAUGAAGUACUUUAUGCUCUUUUGCCCGUGGAGGCAACUGACGUGUUGGUUCCCAUCACUGAUAGCUUUUUCAGCUAUCUGAAUAACAUCUCCCAACCUGGUGCAACUGAAGACUGGGAUGAAAUUACACUAAAUAUGAUUGAAGAUCUCCAGAGUUCCCUACCAUUGAACAACACAGCACAGCCCAUCAUUUCCAUGUUUCUGAACAUCACAGAAAGCUUUAUAACUGUUCUUGACCAGAUCCAUGUAGCUAACCUUGAUAAUGGUCUCCAAAGUCAAAACUUCAUUGAAGCCAUGAUCAGUGCGGUGGGUGUGCUUCUGGAGAGCGUGUCUAAUGAGACAGCACCUCUACCUCAGGAUGUGAUUCGUGGUAUUUUUGGUGCUUUUCCUGGAUUACUCCAACUGAUCCUCAACCCCAAUAUGAGCAGUGCACAAUCUGGAAACCUCACACAGGAGACUUUUAAUCAAGUGAAUGGAGUAAUGCAAGCUCUCUUGCCAGUGGAGGCAAAUGAGGUGAUGGUUCCCAUCACAAACAUCCUUUUCGCCUAUUUGCCAUCCUUCUUGCAACCUGGUGGACCUGAGAAAUGGCAUGGAAUGAUUCCAAAUGUGAUGACAGAUCUUCAGGAUUCACUACCGUCAAACAGCACGGCCCAGUCCAUCGUUUCCAUGUUGCUAAAUGCCACAGAUUUCAUUAUGAACCCAAAUGGGGAAAACAUGACAGAGGACUGGAUUGUUAACCAACUGAUGAGCAUAUCUAAUGAGACUGUAGAUCUACCUCUGGAUGUGGUUCACAACAUUCUUGGUUGUUAUUAUGGUUUCCUUCAGAUGUUUCUAAAGCCCAAUAUAAGUUUUGCUGAAGCUACCAACCUCACGCUGGACCAUGCCCAGAAGUUGGAUGAAGUACUUCAUGCUCUAUUGCCUGUGGAGGCAUCUGAUGUGUUGGUUCCCAUCACCGAUAGCUUUUUCAGCUAUCUGAAUAACAUCUCCCAACCUGGUGCAACUGAUAACUGGGAUGAAAUUACAUUAAAUAUGAUUGAAGAACUCCAGAGUUCCCUGCCGUUGAACAACACAGCACAGCCCAUCAUAUCCAUGUUUCUAAACAUCACAGAAAGCAUUAUAACUGUUCUUGACCAGAUUACUCCAGCAGUAAACUAUGCCGUCCAUGUAGCUAACACUGAUAAUGGUCUCCAAAGUCAAAACUUCAUCGAAGCCAUGAUCAAUGUCUUGGGUGUGCUUCUGGAGAGCGUGUCCAAUGAGACAGCACCUCUACCUCAAGAUGUGAUUCAUGGUAUUUUUGGUGUUUUUGGUUCACUCCCACUGAUCCUGAACCCCAAUAUGAGCAACGCACAAACUGGAAACCUCACACAGGAGGCUAUUAUUCAGCUGAAUGAAAUAAUUCAAGCUCUCUUGCCAGCGGAGACAAAUGAGGUGAUGGUUCCCAUCUCUAACAUCCUUUUCGCCUAUUUGCCAACCUUCUUGCAACUUGGUGGACCUGAGAAUUGGACUGAAGUGAUUCCAAAUGUGAUAAAAGAUCUUCAGGAUUCAUUGCCGCCAAACAGCACAGCGCAAUCCAUCAUUUCCAUGUUGCUAAACGUCACAGGUUUCAUUCUGAGCCCAAAUGGGGACAACAUGACAGAGGACUGGAUUGUUAACCAACUAACAAGCAUAUCUAAUGAGACUGUAAAUCUACCUCUGGAUGUGGUUCACAACAUUAUUGGUAGUUAUUAUGGUUUCCUUCAGAUGAUUGUAAACCCCAACAUGAGUUAUCCUGAAGCUACCAACCUCACGCUGGACUCUGCCCAGAAAUUGGAUGAAGUACUUUAUUACUUUUUGCCUGUGGAGGCAACUGAUGUGUUGGUUCCCAUCACCGAUAGCUUUUUCAACUAUCUGAAUAACAUCUCCCAACCUGGGGCAACUGAUAACUGGAAUGAAAUUGUACUAAAUGUGAUAAACGAACUCCAAAAUUCCCUGCCAUCGAACCACACAGCACAGCCCAUUAUUUCCAUGUUGCUAAACAUCACAGAAAGCAUACUAAGCUCCAAUGAGGGAAACUUUACUACCAACUGGUUUGCCAACCAGUGGAAUGGAAGCUUUGCAGAUAACACAGCAUCCAUGAUGGAGCUUGACCAACUCAUCCAAUCCCUACUCUCGCCUGAAGAGAUGGCCUUCUUCGCCAUUUCUCAUCAGGUGUCUCAGCAACUAAACAAUGCUCUACAGGUUGCCAGCACCGAUGGUGGUCUUCAAAGUGAAAACUUCAUAGGAGCUAUCAUCAGCGCUGUGAGUGUGGCUUUGGAUAGCAUGUCCAACGAGACCGGACCUCUACCUCAGAAUGGGAUUAUAGAUGCUUUACAUGGUUCACUCCAACUGAUCCUGAACCCCAAUAUGAGCUACGGCCAAGCUAACAACGUGACACAAGAGAUUGUCCAAAGUGUGGAUGAAGUUAUUCAGGUGCUUCUGCCGGCAGAGGCGAACGAGGUGUUGGCACCCAUCACAAAUGUAAUUUUCACCUAUUUGAAGACUGUUUCCAGACCUGGUGGACCUGACAAAUGGAAUGAAGUCAUCGUAAAUGUGAUAAGAGAGAUUCUGGAUUCUCUCCCAUCAAACAGCACAUCUCAGUCCAUCAUGUCUGUGGCUUUUAAGGUCAUAGAGUACGUUCUGAGCCCACAUCAAGGCAAUAUAAACCUGUGGGAUAACUUUGGAAACUAUAGUCUUGGCAACAUCAGUGAAAUAACAGAACAGCUGGCCGAGUUCAUAAGUUACGUGUCACCAUUCAUGAACGAGUCCUCUCAGACUGUCACUGAAGCUGCAGCUGUUCUGGUUCAGAUCCUCUCUGGCAAUGCUGACCAAGACACCUUUGAAAAGUUGGAGAAAAUGCUGGCGGAUUUCUUGUCAACUUUCAAUGAAACUGAUAUGUGGGAGUCAUUGCCCUCUGUUGUGUCUACAAUGCAGAUGAUCAUGGUCAACACUACUCAAAACAUGACGGCGCAAACAGAUUUCUUCUACACACUUCAGGGGCCGUUGUCCAGCCUUUUGACUGAUAUUUUUCAAGCCGUGAACGCAAGUGGCUUCACUGUUCCGCAGAUUGUUGAUGGAUUGCCGCAGGCUCUUCUGUCAACAACAGAAGUUGCUGUACAGGCUGGUUUGGGGCAUCAAAGCCUGAACUGCAGCCAGAUUGAGGAGAUAUGGCAGGAGAUCGUCCAGGUUGCUGGGAUCAGUGAAGAUAAUGUUGUCUCAUGGUGUAACAUCAGUCUACAGCCAGUCAUUGCAGCUUUUAAUACACCAGAAUAUGCAGCAACAAUUUACAAUAUGACGGAGAUGGACCCUCUGUGGGUAAACGCCACUGCAGAAAUGAUAGUCCAGUCGAUGGAGAUGCUUUACGAAGCUGGUUUGAACCACACCAUUGCUAGUGAACACCUAAUGGAAACCCUGUUGUAUUACACAUCAACUUUGUCCAACCUUUCUGUGUCAGAAAUAACAAACCUGUCUGACUGGAAUGUCCAGCUUUAUCAAAGCAUGUCCUCAAUGGAAAUGGCAUUGGACCAAAUCAGCACAGAGUAUCCAUGGAUGACACCAUACGUCGAGGCAAUUGAAGAAGCCAUGGAGUACUUCCCACAGAGUCUUCUUCAAAACUCAACAUCUGAACAAGAGAUUGUCAUGCAUGCUUUAGAGAUCGUCCUAACUGGAAUGAACUUUACAGAGGACUCCAUCGAAUCUAUACUUGGUGGGAACGUACACUCCAAUGCAAGCACAGUUGACACUAUUAUAAAAGAUGUGAUCCAACAAAUCAUUAAUAUGGAAUUGCUGGGAGAUGUGCCAAUGCUGUAUGAUAUAUUGCAACAGGGUCUAUAUUUGGAAGACACGAGCGGCAUCCUAGGGAAAACUGUUGAAUUUGUCAACUGGCUAAUCUUUCCCGAAGAAACUGGAACCAGUUUUGUCAUAGAGGGCCUGAUAAAGUUAUAUGAGAUAUUAAGGCAACUUCUGCAAUCUCUACCCACAGCACCAUCUCCACUAAAUUGCUUUUCGGAUACCUUCAUUGACAUGGCUGGGAAUGUUUUGUACAUGAUGAAACAAAUCAGACAAACGAGUGAGCUUUUUGCUUCUGAGGAACACUACCUAAACCCACUCCAAAUGCAGCUGGCGAAUGGACAAAACCUAAGUGAUCUUUUGUCCCGUACUAGAAGCACCAGAAGCCUAGUAAGUGACGUCAAGAGGGAACCUAUUGACGACUUCCUCGACCUUCUUGACAUCAACUACAACUUCUUGUUUCUAACACUCUUAGCUCCUCCCACCACAACUGAGAUUCUGGAAACUGUCCAUGUGUUCUUUGCAAAUCCGGACCUGGCUGUCAUACUGAAGGGUGUUUCGGGAGAAAUGACUUCAGGUCAGGAGGAAACCAUUGAUGCGACUCUUAAUGCGCUGACUAGCUUGACGCUCCCCAGCAAUGCAGAAACGUUCCUGGAGAUUUUCAUGAAUAUAAACGAAGAGGGAUUAAAUCUGAACAACCUAGAAAACAUACAAAAGAUGACAGAAAGCCUGGGAAGAAUCGCUGAUGUGGCCACGGUGAUAUCGGAGCACCCCUCUAUAAAUGUUGCAGAAAGAAUUAAGCUUGUGGCUGAACAACUUCAAGCUUCAGUGUCAGACAUCGUCUCAUCUGAAAGAAAUGGCAACACCGCAGUCCAGUUUCUCAAUGCUCUCAAUACCAUCCUUGCUGAGAAUUUUCAAGAAAUUGCAUACAUCAACCCUCAGGCCUCUGGCAUUCUUCAAAAUGUGAUCGGACCAUUUUCCAGUCCAGGGUCGGAAAUGAGCAUAACACCCUAUUUGACAGCUGUCGACCAAACAACUGAAGCCUUCUCCUCUAUGCUGUCUGGAGAUGAAGCGGCGUAUUUCAACAUAUCUAGACAAAUGCUCAAAGCCUUUGCAUUGCUUGAGGCAUAUCCUAGAGAUAUAGAUGAAGUCCUUUUGUCAACCAACCUGAUCACUGACUCUCUCAACAAUCUGCUUAACCUCUCCGGCAUCACAACAACUCCAAAUGGACAGCCUGUUGAAGAAGUCACCCAUUCCCUAAUCCUCAGUAGCACGUUGGCCACCCAAAUUCUGUUUAAUCUCUCCACGUCUGACUACAGCCUGAACAACAAUGCAGAGUGGGAGGGGCUCCUGACUCAAACGUUCAAUCAGAUGUCUGCUGUUCUCCCCACUGAAACCCACGCCUACCUCAACACUGUCAAAUCCAUUCUCUUUUCUGCCCGUUUAAAUUUAUCCAGCCCUGAAGAAAUCAUGACAAACUUCCCAGAAAUCUCUCAGGAGGUUACAGGCUUUCUCCUUACCAUACUUAACGUAACAUACGAUCCAGCGUCCACGCAAAUGACCCCAGACAACCUCACUUACAUCUUGACAACCGUGUCGAACCAAGUGUCCCAGAGCCUUUACGAAGGCCUCACGGCGACCGAUUACCCUAUCCAAUUUUCACAAGUGCUAAAUUCUACAAGUGAUGCUGUAAUAGCUUUAUACUCUAUAAUGCCUGAUGGGGGAAUACCAUAUCUCAAUAUGACAGUCAACCUCAUGGAGACAAUGUCCACUGUCGUUAAUGAAAGCUCGUCUGGGAAUGUAGAUCAAGCAGUAUCUCUCCUGGUCAACACCGUCAACAGUCUUCUUGCCAUGGUGCCACACAUUGAUACCAACACCUCGAGCAGCAUUAUUGGUGACCUCGAACAGACCCUGAAGGCCAUGCUAAUGAUCCUCCAGAUGGACCAAAACCCUCUCACCCAAACGUCUGACAUAACCCAGCAGUUGAUCCACACCAUCCAGAACCUCAUCUUACUGGGCAACAACAGCAUGGAGUUGGACCUAGCCCAAAUAGUUCUGGGGGCUGCUAACAUGAGUAUUGACCAUCUGCUGAUGAUAAAUGAAACCAACUGGAAAGACGAGGUUGCAUCACUGGUGAUGAAUCUAGCCAACAGUUUACCAGACGAUCUGCCGUAUUCUAGUUUCAUCAAGCCCGUCAUGAGGAGUCUGGCAAACGAAUCCCAAGAAAAUCUGGAUCUUCUGCUGCAAGUGAUGAACACUGCUUUUGAAUUUGGCUCAGCCAAUUGGAUGAAUGACAGUUCGGGUGUGAUACUCGAUCGCCUGUUGACUCAGGUGUGUGCUCUGGAAAACAUGGACUCUGUGAAGCUCAUCAGCCAGUCUUUGUUUGUGGACCCCAAAAUGCUGUGCAACUUCGCCGUCCCCACUAUCCAGGCUAUCCGUGUGCUCACGAUCGGUGUGGUGAAUGACAGCAUCAGCGCCUACGAACUGUUUUAUCAGACGUUUGUUGGAGACCCUAGCACUUACAACACUGCAGUGGACUGGACCUCAACGCUCUCUCAGAUUCUUGGCUUUAACAUCUCUUCCCUGACAACUCUCAAAAGUAUUAAUCUGCCAACUCCAGCUGAAGUGAAAGUAUCAGAGCUGCUGAAAAACACAACGCUGUUUGUUGAGGAUGUCUUGCAGCACACCAGGUUUCCUCUUGAAACUCUACUUGCACUUCUCGAUUACCCUUUGCCCAGCAGUAAUCUGCAGUUCUUAACAAUGUUGACAGACCUGCAGCAGUGUUCAGACCCCUCGUCUCUGGGACUCGACCCUGAAGGACAGGCUAUCUUGAAUACUUUCUGCUAUAUGCCAGUUAGUGAGUGGUACACCAUGACAGUUCUUCUGGUUCGGCAUGUGGACAUGAAGACGGCAUUAUUCAGGCUUAUUGUAUCCAAAGAAAUUCAGGAUCUGGUUGGAUUCCUGCUGCAGAUGCUCAAAUUCCUGACAGAUAUGAUGAGCAAGCUGUCUCCUGCCCUUACCAAACUGCAGGGGUACCUGAGUAGCAUUGGAGAUCUAAACCUGGUGGCCAACCAAGAGUUUCACAGUCUGGUAAGAGGAAAGCGUUCCACCAUGUCUAGCAAAGCCACAUUGAGCACGAUCUCUAGCGCCUUGUGCAGAAAUGGCAUUCUGAGUCUUUUCGCCAUCACUAAACUUCCUAUCGGGAUUGAGUCUGAUCCAUCCGUCCAAAACUACCAGGAGAGAGAGCAACUCAUCGAGAAGUUCAAAAUCCCGAAAGAUGCCAGUCCUUUCUGUAUGAACCUCUAUUUGGAUAUGGUGAACACAACAGGGGGUGCUGUGGCCUGGGCCUUCCUUAAGCCCAUGCUUGUGGGACAAGUCCUGUACUCCCCAGACACGCAAUUGACACGAGAAGUCAUCAGAAGGUCAAAUUCAACACUGAAUCAGUUUGGUGAUCUGAAGCUGUAUGCCGCGGAGUGGUUACAGUCAUCGGCCUACGUUAUGCAGUCGGCUGACAUUCUGGCAAAAACGUUGCCAAUUCUUCAGAACUCUCUACGCAGUCCGUUCGUCCAAAACUUCAUUCAGGUCGAGACUGGUAUCGAUGUCGCACAGUUGAGUGCAACGCUUAACCAAUUCUCGAACAUGACUGUUCUUUUGGAAAAAAACAAGUUCAUCAUGGACCAGAUCACCACCCUUUCCAACCUGAUGAUGAAUCUCUCCUCCUGUGUGAACUUCGACCGAUACAGAGGCUUCAACUCUACCGACGAGCUCGAAGUACGCGCCCAGAAACUGGCUCAAAACCGAGAGCUCUACGCCAGCAUCAUCUUUAAACUUCCCUCGGGGUCCUCGAACUCCAGCCUGCCCCCUGCAAUUGACUACACCAUCCGCAUGAACAUCGAAAACUCAAUGCGUACCGACCGUGUGCGAAAUCCCUUCUGGGUAAAGGAUGCCUACAUCUCAGCCACUAACACCAUGCGGUACAGCCGAGGCUUUGUGUACCUGCAGGAGAGCAUUGAGAGGUCCAUCAUUGAAAUGCAGACUGGCAAACCCAUGGACGGGCCCGCGGUACAGAUGCAGGCCUUCCCGUAUCCCUGUUACUACAAAGAUGAAUAUCUAAACAGCAUCGCUUUUGCCUUCCCAAUGGCGCUCAUGAUUUCUUGGGUUCUUUUUGUUGCCAACUUUGUGAAGAAACUCGUCCACGAGAGAGAGCUGCGACUGCAUGAGUACAUGAAAAUGAUGGGGGUCAAUCCCAUGAGCCACUUCUUCGCCUGGUUCAUCGAGAGCGCAGUGUUCCUGCUGGCCACCGUUUUCCUGCUUACCAUCAUUUUGAAAGCGGGCGGCAUCCUCCCUCACAGCGACGGCUUUGUGCUCUUACUCUACUUGUGUGACUACGGCCUCAGCGUCCUCGCCAUCAGCUUCCUGGUCAGCUCCUUCUUCGAUAAGACCAACAUCGCCGGGCUGAGCGGCAGCCUUAUCUACGUCAUCUGCUUCUUUCCAUUCCUCGUGCUGAUUAACCUGGAGGACAACCUCUCGUUCUCUGUAAAGAGCGCUCUGAGUCUCUUUUCUCCGACAUGCUUCAGUUAUGCCAGUCAGUAUAUCUCACGCUAUGAGAAACAAGAGGAAGGCAUCCAGUGGAGCAACAUGUACGUUUCUCCUCUGGCUGGUGACACCUCGUCUUUCGGUUGGCUCUGCUGGCUGCUCCUCAUUGACUCAAUGGUGUAUUUCAUCAUCGGUGUUUACAUUCGCAUGGUUUUCCCAGGAAAGUAUGGCAUAGGAUAUCCCUGGUACUUCCCUUUUACACGCGCCUUCUGGGCAGACGUGUUCAGCUGCUGUAUCAAAGCACCAAAGAAGACUGGCAGAGGGCUGCUUUUUACUAACAUGAUGCAGGAACACAACAUUAAGAAUGACAAGAACAAAGGAAAAAGUAACAGCUUAGCUAAUGGAGAAGAAGACUUUUCACAGUUGCCAGUGGGCGUCUCGCUGUACGGCCUCACGAAGACUUAUGACAACCGGCAUGCGGUAGACAAUCUGAACCUUACUUUCUACGAGGGCCAUGUCACAUCUCUGCUGGGUCACAAUGGUGCUGGAAAAACCACAACAAUGUCGCUUCUGACAGGCUUGUUUUCACCUACUUCUGGCACCAUUGAGGUGUAUGGAAUGGAUAUGCAGACGUUUAUAGAUGAUGUGCGUAAGGAGAUGGGUGUGUGCAUGCAGUAUGAUGUCCUCUUUGACCACCUUACCACCAAGGAACACCUGCUGUUAUACGCUCAGAUUAAAUCCCCCCAGUGGACUAAACAUGAAGUGAACGAACAAGUGCGCAAAACCCUAAAGGAAACAGGCAUGUAUGCCCACCGCCAUAAACGCGUCGGCACCCUAUCAGGUGGUAUGAAGAGAAAGCUAUCCAUCUCUAUCGCCUUCAUAGGAGGCUCUCGGCUGGUGGUGCUGGAUGAACCGACCACAGGGGUGGACCCUUGCUCUCGCCGCAGCAUCUGGGACAUUGUCCUUCAGCAUAAGCAAGAACGCACCAUCAUUCUUUCCACCCAUCACCUGGAUGAAGCUGAAGUUUUGAGCGACCGUAUCGCCUUCCUGGAGCGCGGAGGCUUGAAAUGCUGCGGUUCUCCGUUUUACCUCAAAGACAAGAUGGCUAAAGGCUACAACCUCACUCUUACAAAGAGGGUUCAGCCUCAUGAUUCAAAAGAGAAGUUUGACGGUGAGCAGCUGAAGGAGUUUAUUCAGUCCUACAUGCCUGAGGCACAGCAGAAGGAGGGAGAUGUGGGCGAUUUGGUGUACUCCCUCCCGCCGUACAGCCUCCAGAAUGCCGCCGCGUACCAAUCCCUGCUCACCAGUCUGGAUCAGAACCUGGACAAGCUUCAGCUGGGCUGCUACGGCAUAUCCGACACCACCCUCGAAGAGGUCUUCCUGCAGUUGACUCGAGACGACAUGGAGCCCGAAGUAAGCAGCCUCCACUCCGUGUCCGAGUCUGUGGUGGUUAAUGACAUGUUUGCUUCGAGAGAAAGUCUUUCAGAUGACCUCAACAGCACGUAUCUUGGAGAGAAAGCCAGUCUCACCGGUAGCUCAACUGUGAGCGGUGUGGCCCUGACCGCACAGCGCGUGAUGGCCAUGUUGCUGAAACGCGUCCAUCACUCCAAGAGGGAUUGGAAAGGUCUGUUUUCCCAGGUGCUGCUCCCUGUGUUCUUCGUAAUUGCUGCGAUGGGCCUGGGCUCUAUCAAGAGUGAUCUUCAGCACUUUCCUGAAAUGGAGCUGUCACCUGCUCUGUACCACGUUGAUGAACAAUAUGCUUUUUUCAGCAAUCAGAAUCCCAACAGCAGCAGCCUUGUCGAUAUGAUGAUGUCCUAUCCAGGCAUUGACCACUUCUGCAUGAAAGACCCCAGUAACUCGAUUUGCAAAGACAGGCAAAAAACAGAACCCCAGACCUGGAUCUCCAAAGGCAACAGUUCGGCUACGUUCUCCACCUGCAAGUGUAGCAACCAAGUGCAGUCAUGUCCUGCGUCAGGUUACGAUCCACCUCACAUACGAAAUCCAUCAUCCCAGAUUGUCUUCAACUUGACAGGCAUCACAGUAGAAAACUAUCUGCUGUCCACCGCAAAUGACUUCAUUAGAAACAGAUAUGGGGGCUGGGACUUUGGAAGCCCCCUCCCUGUUGAUCUCAAGAUGGAUAUGGUAGAUGUACCAAAGAACAGAACUCUUGCGAAGGUUUGGUAUAAUUCAGAAGGCCAUCACACCGCGCCUGCUUACCUCAACAGCCUGAAUAACUUUCUUCUGAGAUCCAGUCUGCCACCAGAAAAACGACAAAAAUACACUAUCUCAGUAUCCAGCCACCCAUACCCUGGCCAAGUUCAAAGCGAAGAUGUCAUGGUGGGAAGUCUGGUUAGCAUCCUGGUCGCGCUCUGUGUCCUCACCGGCUACUCCAUCAUGACUGCCAGCUUUGUCAUCUAUGAGGUUCAGGAACAUUACAACGGUUCCAAGAGACUCCAGCAGAUCUCGGGCAUCAGCGAGCCUUUUUACUGGAUCAUCAACUUCUGCUAUGAUAUGACUCUGUACAUGGUUCCUGUGAUCCUCUCAGUGGCUAUGGUGGCAGCGUUUCAACUCUCCGCCUUCACAGACAGAAACAACCUCGGCGCAGUCACUCUUCUGCUGGUGCUAUUUGGCUUUGCCUCCUUCCCUUGGAUGUACCUGAUGUCUGCCGUAUUCAAGGAUGCAGAGAUGGCCUUCAUCGGCUAUGUUUGCAUCAAUCUCUUCAUCAGCGUCAACACCAUCAUCUCCACUUCCAUUAUUUACUUUCUUGGUCAGCUCAACACUAAUGAUCUGAGUGUCCAGAAAGUGUACGAAACCAUGAGCAACGUGUUUCUAGUCUUCCCUCAGUACAGCUUUGGGAAUGGGCUGAUGGAGCUGACACGGGUUGACAUGCAGGUCCAGAUCCUAAAGGGUUACGGGGUGGACGCCUACAAAGACCCCUUCAGCAUGGACGUGCUGGGCUGGAUGUACAUCUCCAUGUUCCUGCAGGGUUUCAUCUGCUUUACACUCCGCCUCUUAUUUAACAAAUCACUCAUUCGCAAAGUCAGGCGUUUAAUCUGUCCUAAGAAGAAUGUUGUUCAGAGCUACAGCCCCAAUGAUGAUGAAGAUGUGAUAGCCGAACGACAUCGAGUGGAGAGAGGAGGUGCAAGUUCAGAUAUUCUGCAGCUUAACCAGCUCACUAAAGUCUACCAGCAACUAAAGAAAAGAGUUCCGGCUGUAAAGACUCUGUCUGUGGGAAUCCCAGCUGGAGAGUGCUUUGGAUUGCUGGGAGUCAAUGGUGCAGGAAAGACCACCACCUUCAAGAUGCUGACAGGAGACAUUAGCCCUACCGAUGGCUCAGCAAAGAUCCUUGACAUUGACGGGAGAAUGGUCGACAUCAUAGACUGCAGGAGGGAGGGGAUAAACAUUGGUUACUGCCCCCAGGUGGAUGCUCUCGAUGACCUUCUGACUGGAGAGGAACAUCUCUAUUUCUACUCCCGCAUCAGAGGCAUUUCCAAAAGAGAAAUUGACCGGGUUGUGAACUAUCUGCUGAAAAAGAUGGAGCUGAAUUACCACCGACACAACACAAGUGAGAGCUACAGUUGUGGCACACGUCGAAAACUUUCCACGGCUCUUGCCCUGAUCGGAAACCCUCAAAUCCUUCUACUGGAUGAACCCAGCUCUGGAAUGGACCCACGAUCCAAACGUCACCUUUGGAAGAUCAUCCAAGAGCAGGUGAUGGGGAAAUGCGCAGUGGUGCUGACGUCACACAGUAUGGAGGAGUGUGAGGCUCUGUGUACCCGUUUGGCUAUAAUGGUAAAAGGAGAGUUCAGAUGUCUCGGCUCCCUGCAGCACAUCAAGAACAGGUUCGGCAAAGGAUUCACGGUUAAAAUGUACUUAGCUGAAGCCUCCUGUGAUGUCGAUAUGAUCAGUAACUUCAUGGAGCAAAAUUUCCCAGGCGUGUGCCUAAAGGACCAUCAUUCCAACAUGGUCGAGUAUCACGUGCCUGCUGCUCCUGGUGGCGUGGCCUCCAUCUUUAACCAGCUGGAGUCCAACAAGGCUGUACUGCAAAUCAAACACUUUUCGGUCAGCCAGACCACACUGGAUGAGGUUUUCAUUGACUUUGCUAUGGGGAAGGAAGGCCCAGACGCACAGGAACUGACUGAAGGCUCGGACAUUGACAGUUUGGACUCCUACGACGCUUCUAACACAUAAACUACUCGAUUUGCACUCAAUGGCACACAAUGAACCAUAAAAAAGAAAUUAAUUUAUACAUAUAGGAACUUAUAUAUACUAUUUUAUGUCUUGGUGUCUGAUUUGUAUGAAGGGCAAAAAAAAACACUGUUUUUAGAUAAUGAAAUCUCCAAAUAUCUUAUAAAUAAUUAUUGAAGACUCCUAUUUCAUUCAAUUUUAUUUAUAUAGCACUUUUACAGAAAAGCAAAGUUUAAGAUGGAGUAUUUGAAGUUACAUAAAACGAAUAAUUAAAAUGAAGAAUUUGUUACUUCUUUUUUGCUCUUCCAAACAUUCUUGUUUCAAAUUAAUAGACAUGCUAUUUUUAUGCUAAAGUAUUUUUCAUUAUGGCAAUAAAUUAUUCUCUAUUGAAACCAUACAUUUGUAUCACCUUUAAAUAAAAUAGGUCAAAUUAUCUUCAGAAACUCUACAUUAUUUGUUUACAUGCUUUAAAAGCAUUUUCUGCUAUAAAUUCAAGUAGCAGUAGUAACUUAAUUUAAAAACAUCUUUCUAGCUCUUCUUAAUUUUCUUCCUUUAAUAAUUUAAAUGAACAACCAAAAUGUGUUACUCAACGCUGGGAUGAAAUAUGUAUGCAGUGAGUGAAGAUUUUAUUCUUAAAUUGCUGGCUACAUUAACGCUGAACUUCUUUAGGGGGUUCAUAUAAAUCACAAUGACCUUUUUGGUUCCAAGAUAUAAAAUGAUUCUUCAAUAUCUGCACAUCUUGACUCUCAUUAAUAGUUUCUCUGAAGGCACAUCUCCUGAGCGUGAAUAUACUGAAUAUUUCAUUGGCUCUUCUGUCUGCUUCAAGGCACGGUUCCUCUUUUAAAAAUGUACCAUGCUUAUUUUUACAUUAAAGCUAUUUUUCA
Messenger RNA from Misgurnus anguillicaudatus (oriental weatherfish), 18153 nucleotides. The record is from RefSeq and is a predicted model, not a curated record. NCBI's taxonomy places the organism in Eukaryota, Metazoa, Chordata, Actinopteri, Cypriniformes, Cobitidae.